Gekko japonicus is the source of this 3111-nucleotide messenger RNA. RefSeq lists its product as uncharacterized. Gene Ontology annotation, molecular function: nucleic acid binding. The transcript is spliced from 5 exons. Gene Ontology annotation, biological process: DNA integration. NCBI's taxonomy places the organism in Eukaryota, Metazoa, Chordata, Lepidosauria, Squamata, Gekkonidae. The coding region runs from base 1 to 3111 and encodes 1036 amino acids. The record is from RefSeq and is a predicted model, not a curated record.
AUGCGGGACGAGCGGCUUCAGCAGCGCCUGUUCGCAAAGGCGAAAUUGACCUGGGCCGACGCCUACAAUGAAGCCAUCGCAGCGGAGACAGCGGACAAAUCGACCCGUGAGGUGCGUCAGCGUCUGGCUGCAACAGAGCUUCGCGUUCACCACCAGGGGUCCGAAGGAGAGCGUGAGGGCGCGGCUGAAGACGUCUGCGCUGUGAAAGGGCCUACGAACCAGUGGACCCAAAACGUGACGGUCCAUCUAGACGGCGUUCCGUGCGGUGUGGAGGUCGACUCGGGAUCGUCGGUGACCGUGAUUUCGUCCAAGUCGUGGCAGCAGUUGUUCCCCACCAGGAGUCGUCGCCGGCUGAAGCCAGCAGACACACAAGUGUCCGACUUCCAGGGCAAGCGUAUACCUCUGGCAGGGAGGGAUACGUUUGAAGUUGAGUUUAAGGGGAAGCGGGCGACCCUUUCAUUGUUGGUGGCUGAGGGGGACAGAGUGAAUUUGCUGGGGCUUGACUGGUUUGAACCGUUGGGAAUUGCUAUUUCUGGCAUUAAUAGUGUAACGAAGAAUAAAUGGGCUGUACUGUAUAAGGAAUUUACUGAUGUGUUUGGGGGUGGCCUGGGAAAAUAUACGGGACCCCCAGUAGCGUUUGAACUUGAUCCUGCCGUGAGGCCAGUUCGCCUCAAGUAUAGGAAGGUUCCUAUUCCUCUUAAGCCCAGAAUUGAAGCAGAGCUGGACAAGCUCAUCGAGCAGGGCGUGUUAGAGCCAGUUCCCUUCAGUCGGUGGGAGACCCCCAUUGUGACCCCUGUUAAGCCGGACGGGUCAGUACGCAUCUGUGCUGACUACAAAUGCACCAUAAAUCGGGCAUUGCAGCAGCACUCGUACCCAGUACCGGUAAUUAGCCAUGUCUUGGCAUCGUUGGGGGGGGGGGAAGUUUUUGCGAAGUUCGACUUGGCCCAGGCUUACCAGCAGCUCCCCGUGACCAAGGAAGCUGCUGAGGCACAGACCAUUGUAACACACAGGGGGGCGUUCAAAGUAAACAGGCUCCAAUUUGGUGUGAACGUGGCCCCAGGGAUUUUUCAGGGCCUCAUGGAAGGGCUGUUGAGGGGGGUACCAGGGACAGUCCCUUAUUUUAAUGACGUUCUCAUUGCUGGGAGAUCCGAUGAGGAACUUAUGCACAGGGUCAGAGAAGUGCUCAAGCGUUUCCGUAAGGCCGGAUUGAAAGUAAAACAAUCCAAAUGUUUGAUAGGGGUGGAUAGCGUGGAAUUCCUGGGGUUCAGAGUGGACCAAAAUGGCGUACACCCCACAGACGAGAAGGUGAGAGCUAUCAAAAAUGCCCCUUGCCCCAUGAAUAAAAAAGAGCUGCAAGCCUUCCUCGGGCUGCUCAAUUUUUAUCACGCCUUUCUCCCCCACAAGGCGUCCGUGGCGGCACCUUUACAUGCGCUCCUUCACAAGGACGCAAAAUGGCGGUGGGGUGCUGAACAAAAAAAGGCGUUUGAAGGGGUGAAAUCAUUGUUGUCAUCAAAUGCAGUGUUGACCCAUUACGAUGACCAGAAAUUGUUGGUCUUGGCCGCAGAUGCCUCUCCUUAUGGGGUGGGGGCGGUAUUGAGUCAUGUACUGGAAGACGGACGGGAGGCCCCCGUCGCGUUUUACUCAAGGUCGCUAUCUGAAGCUGAGAAGAACUAUGCUCAAAUAGACAAAGAGGGACUGGCGCUGGUAUCAGCAGUUAAAAAAUUUCACGAUUUCUUGUAUGGCAGACAUUUCCUACUUGUGACGGACCACAAGCCGCUGCUUGGAAUCUUUGCCCCGGACCGGCAACUUCCAAAUAUAAUGUCUGCCAGAAUGCUCCGUUGGGCCUUGUUUUUGUCGGCCUAUGACUAUGACCUGGAGCACCGGCCGGGCAAGGCCAUCGGACAUGCGGACGCAUUAAGUCGUUGCCCGCUGCCCGGCCGAGAUUUGGACCCUGCGCCAACGGCCUCUGUGUUGGCCAUCGAAGAACUGCCGCAAGCACCCAUCACCUCCAAGGACAUUGCCGCUGCGUCGGCUAAGGACAGUGUAAUUGCGAGAGUUCUUAACUGGGUUUGGAGGGGGUGGCCGAUGGGUGCUAUGGAGCCGGAAUUUCGCAUGUACAAAGCGCGCCAAAACGAGCUGUCUGUGUCUAAGGGCUGUUUACUGUGGGGAAACCGGGUGGUGGUGCCUCACUGCCUCAGACAAAAAGUGCUGAAAUCACUCCAUGAGGGCCAUCCAGGCAUGGUCCACAUGAAGGCACUGGCCCGUGGUUAUGUGUGGUGGCCCGGGCUUGAUGCGGAAAUCGAGGAUUGGGUCAGAGUGUGUGAGCCCUGUCAGCAGGCUAGGCCUGAGCCGUCAACCGCCACUCCGCAGCGUUGGGAGUCGGCGGGAAAACCUUGGUCGAGGCUCCACCUAGAUUUUGCGGGGCCAGUUCAGGGACAAAUGUUCCUUAUUAUUGUUGAUGCGUAUACGAAAUGGUUGGAGGUUGCGCACAUGCAUUCCACCACUUCCGGGUCUGUCAUCAAUGUGCUGCGGCGCCUGUUUGCGACCCAUGGUAUACCCGAUGUAUUGGUCAGUGAUAACGGGACGCAAUUUACAUCUAUGGAGUUUGAAAAAUUUCUAAAGCUAGCUUCGUUCUUGCUCAGACAGCAUGUUACCCCUUGUUCAGCAACUGGCCGCAGUCCGGCCGAAAUGCUGAUGGGCCGGAGGCUGGCAACCCUAUUAGAUAGGUUGCACCCGGACCUGAAUGACCUUAAACCACCACAGCAGAGUGAACAAACGAAGGUACGCAUAUAUGAGAAAGAUGACAAGGUGUAUGCGAGAAAUUAUGCCAGUGGUCACUUGUGGCUCCCAGCCACUAUUGUUGAAACUGUUGGGUCCAGAAUCUCACAUUUACAACCUGAUAUGGAUCUGGACAAAGUCUUUGUGUUCCAGAUUCAAGCAUCAUACUUUUUGCCAAGUAAGCCAGAUAAAGAUCUUCUUGCCAACAACAAUAACAACUCAACAGGCCCUCAAAGAGUGAAAAUGAGAAUUAAUUACAUGGGCAUUCCAGCCAAUGAAGAGCCACAUCCUGAAUGGCAGGAUUUCACAGUGUUGUCAGACUGGGCACCAUGA